Messenger RNA from Radiomyces spectabilis, 1572 nucleotides. RefSeq lists its product as uncharacterized. Gene Ontology annotation, biological process: ubiquitin-dependent endocytosis. The record is from RefSeq and is a predicted model, not a curated record. The coding region runs from base 1 to 1572 and encodes 523 amino acids. NCBI's taxonomy places the organism in Eukaryota, Fungi, Mucoromycota, Mucoromycetes, Mucorales, Radiomycetaceae. Gene Ontology annotation, cellular component: cytoplasm; plasma membrane; cytosol. The transcript has 3 exons. Gene Ontology annotation, molecular function: ubiquitin protein ligase binding; protein-macromolecule adaptor activity.
AUGCAUUUGGGAUUGUUGCCUCAAGAACGCUUGACAUUCGAUCCUCUCAAACCGAUCAUUCUUCGUGGACCUCCAACUGAGGACGGAACUUCGGUCUUUUCCGGCAAUGUGCUCUUAUCGUUGGCUCGUAAUACCAAAGUCAGUAGUAUUUCCGUCACCUUGAAAUGUACAGCCACCACAUACUGGCCCGAAGGCAUCGGCGCACGUGGCACUCGUCUCAGUCAUGAAAAGGUCUUGAGCGAACAGACAGUCCAAGUAUUAUCUUUCAAGGAUGACAAAAAGAAAGGUUAUACAAAACUCCCACCGGGCAUUCAUCGCUUUGCCUUUGUUUUUGUGAUACCCAACUCCAUUGUGGAAACUAUUGAGGACGUCUAUGGCCGAGUAAGACAUACAGUGGAAGCUCGGACAGUCGGACCUGGCGUGCCUCUGUUGAACAAUUGGCAUACCACCAAACAGGUCCUGGUGCUCCGUGCUUACAUGUCCAAUUCGUUGUUGACCAACAACUCGCUGGAAGACUUGUCACGUACGUUUGAGAAACAUGUGGUGACAGGCGAUGUACAAGUGGUCGUGGAAGCCGUCGCGUUUUCGUCCGGGGAUAUUUUCCAUCUGCGAUGUGUGAUCCAACCGCAUCGGAAAAGAGCCCGUCUGGAACACAUGGAACUUUUUAUUACCGAACAUCGCCGUUACAACGUUCCAGAAGUGCGAGCCCAUCGUUCAGAGUCCGAUCAUUUCCCCUUAACAUAUAUUGGUUCGAGUUGCAUCGUCGACGGAGAGAUCAGUCGAGAUACUACUGAAGAACUACGUCCCGUGUUCAGCAAACAUAAUCACGGAAUUGAAUUGACCGAUACCAUGGCCUACCGUAUCACUUUUGCCACCCCAACGUGUAUGCGGAAUAUCCACCACACCACUUACUACAAAGAAAUCCUUUUCCGACAUCAUCUGGCCAUCAAUCUCGUUGUUUCUUACGUCGACGAUACCUACAAAUCCAACACACCGUCCCCUUCCAGUUCAACUACUGAUCUCUCCCCGCCUUUGAGUCCUCAUGAAUCCACAGUCACAUUGUCUUCCGGUUCCAGCCACGGUCAAGUUCAAAGUCACAGCAAUGGUGCUGAGCGACCAUCCAUGGGGCACACCGGGUCGAGUCAUUCCAAUGCGCGAUGGUUGGCUCGUUUACGUAAAACAAAGGCGGAUAAAGAUUUUGAUGAUACGUUGGGACAUCGUCUACGGGAAAAAAUUCAGCUGGAGACCUUAGUGACGGUAUUUGAUUGCCGACUAAAGGAGGAUUUUGGAAGACUUCCAUCUUACUUUGAACUCGGUGUGACAAAGUCCGUGCCAACGUGCGAUUCCAAGGAAAUGCACCACGUGGAUGACACCUUGAUGGGUUCAUCCUCCGCCGCCGUGGUUGCCACAUCGUCCCUGGAAAAUCACGUCUUUCUGUGCUCCUGUUUUCACGCUUUCCGGAAACAAAUGCAACUGGCUUCAGCAACCUUCUUUCUACCCGAUGACAAUGCCAUGAUACCACUCGACCGAAUUCCUUCCAAACCACCCCCAGAUUACGUUGACUCUUCCUAA